AUGUGGUCCAACUUCUUUGUGCAGCAGGAUGAUGAUGGUCGUAUUGGGGUGGCAGGGGUUGGCCAAAGUGGGGGUUUGGGUGCCAUGAAAGGUGGGAGGGCACAGAGGCGAACCCACAGGAUGAAUGACAGCCUAGAGGGGAAGAUCAAGCUGGCAUUCUUCGUAUCUAUCAUUGGUGUGACCCUCACAGUGUUGGGCAUGGGGACAGAGUUUUGGGUGGAGCUGGCCCAAUCAAAGAAUUUCAGCGGCAACCAGACCUGCCAGAUGGCCCAUUAUGGCCUGUGGAAGGGCUGCAUCCGCACCCUAUGGGUGGCUGACAUAGACCCAGAGAGGACAAGCUGUGGCCCCGCUGAACUACCUGGAGAAUCCAACUGCACCUACUUCAAAUUCUUCACCUCCGGGGAGAACGCAGUCAUAUUCAAGAAGACGACUAACAAGAGCUUGAAUCUGGCAGCAGCUGUCUUGGCCCUGAUGAGUCUGACCAUGAUGGUGAUGGGCUCCAUCUGUAUCGUCAUGUCCCUCAGCAAAGGAGUUCCCUUCUUUCUCAAGCCGGCAUCCUUCUGUUUCAUCCUGUCAGGCAUCCUGGUCCUUCUCUCCAUCCUGAUAUUCCACCAGUCAGUGUUGGCCCUUCUGUCCAGUGACCACUCCAUACCUGUACACCAUGAGCUAUCCUGGUCUGUGGUGUGUGCGGGUUCUUCGGGAGCUAUCCUCAUUUUUGGAGGUCUCCUUUUCAUCAUCCUCUCGCUUCCUUUCAGCCCCUGGCAGAAAUGCUUGCCGCACAAGAACAGUGCCACUUAG
Molecule: messenger RNA, 798 nt
Organism: Scomber japonicus (chub mackerel)
Lineage: Eukaryota; Metazoa; Chordata; Actinopteri; Scombriformes; Scombridae
Gene: cacng6b
Product: calcium channel, voltage-dependent, gamma subunit 6b
Exons: 4
Coding region: 1-798 (265 amino acids)
Biological process (GO): regulation of calcium ion transmembrane transport via high voltage-gated calcium channel
Cellular component (GO): L-type voltage-gated calcium channel complex; membrane
Molecular function (GO): calcium channel regulator activity
Source: RefSeq, a predicted model, not a curated record